AUGGGUGACUUUAACGCCCACCACACUCAUUGGGAGCCGUCCCUCCUUGCGGCUCAACAGAACCGUUCGGGGCACUCCCUAGUGGAUUUCCUCACCGGCAGUGCCUCCUUCUCCCUCCUCACCCCUCCUGACCUUCCCACCCGCAUUGACCCCGCAUCAGGCAGGGCAUCCACCCUCGACCUUUGUCUGGCCGUAGGGGCCCUAGCAGACACCCUGGUGGAAGUGGGGUCCCAUUGCUUCACCUUCUGCUCCUCCCAGCCCCCGCGUCUUCUUCGAACUCCUUGGUGGAACCGACAGUGCGAGGCUGCGGUGAGGGCCAAGCGCGGGGCAUUCAAUGCCUGGCGUCGCAGGCCCAUCCCGGAGCUGCGCCGGAGGUUCCACCAAUUGGAGGCUCGCUCUGGGGAUGCCCAGAAAGUGGAACACCUAGCCCUCCAUUUCCAUACACGGCUGGGCUCCCCGGACCCAGUUCCUCCCCCUAUCCUACCCCCACCAACUCCCACCCACCCUAUCGCCAAGCCUUUCCUACCACAGGAACUCACCGCAGACAUAGCCGCACUGCCGAGGGGGCUCGACACCAUCAGCCAUUGGUGCACUCAGUGGGGCCUCACCCUCUGUGCACCAAAGUCAUGCCUCAUGUGCUUCACCCGUCGCCGCAUCCCUGCCAUCCCUCAAGCACACCUAACAGGCACAGUCAUCCCUUUCCGCACAACACACAGAUUCCUGGGUCUAGUGUUGGAUGACCCUCGCCUUACAUGGAGGCACCACAUAAGUGACCUCCGAAUCUCCUGUCUGCCCCGGCUGAACCUCAUGAGGGCCCUGGCGGGCGUCAAGUGGGGAGCCGACAGAGUCACACUCCUCCACUUCUACCGUGCCUACAUCCGUAGCAAAAUAGACUACGGAUGUGAGGUUUACGGCUCGGCUUCCCCGACGCUCCUUCUACAGCUGCAGGUGGUGCAGAACACCGCACUCAGGAUAGCCCUCGGUGCCUUCAGGUCGUCACCCACCCUGGCCCUGCAGGCAGAGGCGGGCAUUCCCUCACUAGACCACAGGCGCAACACCAAGACAGUCACCACCUUCCACAGAAUAACAUCCUCCCCUCACUCCUCCCUUCACACUGUCCUAUCCCAACACCGACCUGACCCACUUCCAGCCCCACAGGCCUUCCGAGCUCACACCCCAUUCAUCACUCGAGCCCUCUCUAUCUACACCUCCCUCUCCGUCACCCCUCCACCAUUCUCCCCCCUAGCACACCUCUCUCCCCUGGGUCCAUGGUUCCCCUUUCCCUCCUUCAUUUCCCUUGACCUUCAGUCGCCGUGGACCAAAGCAGACUGCCCACACCAGGGGAAGGCCCUCUUCCUGUCCCUCCUCUCCACAAAAUACAAAAACACCUUUUUCAUUUUCACCGAUGGCUCCCACAUCCCCUCCCCUCCUUCCACCAGUGCUGCCGUUUACCUCCCAGCCCUACACACCUCCACAAACUGGAAGCUCCAUCCCCACACCACCAUCCUAACAGCAGCAACAACACUUCCCCCACACCAACCUGUCUCCCUCUUUACAGACUCCCUCACUUCCCUUCAACUCAUCUCAACUCACAAACCUCACACACACCACACACUAUGCUUUGCCAUCCACUCCCUCCUGGCACAGCUGACCUCCGGGGGCAGACGGGUCCACCUUCAGUGGGUCCCUUCCCAUAGUGGCAUCGUGGGCAACACCGUAGCGGACCAAGCGGCCAACCUGGCACACUCACAUCCUCAGCCAAUACACAGACCACCAGACCACAGUGACGUACUGAUCCACCUCCAACAGUCCUCCAACAGACACUGGACCACCAGACUAACGGCUGACCUCAGACUUCGUCCCCUCGACACAGCCAUCACCCGCCUGAGGAUUGGUCACACCUGCCUCAACGCUCACCUGCACCGCUUGAACAUGGUCCAGGACCCACACUGCCCAUGGUGCCCCACACAACCCGACACACCAGAACACCUCCUCCACUGCCCAAGAUUCCACUCCCUCCGCACCAACCUCAAGGCAUCCCUAACCAGACUCCACAUUCACAGGCCAACCCUAGAGGACCUGCUGGGCAGCAACACCCUCAGCCCCAACACAGCCUUCCAAGCCCUCAAGUGUACGCAAACCUUCCUGCAGAAGUCGGGGCAACUCAACAGAAUCUAACCCCACCCUGGUGACAGAACGACAAACAAAAACCUGAUACCAACUACCACUGAAGGGGCUCUAGAGGCUGUGGCCCCACAGCCUAACUAGCCCCAUAAAACCACCCAAGAAG
This is a messenger RNA of Eriocheir sinensis (Chinese mitten crab), 2290 nucleotides long. RefSeq lists its product as uncharacterized. Gene Ontology annotation, molecular function: nucleic acid binding; RNA-DNA hybrid ribonuclease activity. Lineage: Eukaryota; Metazoa; Arthropoda; Malacostraca; Decapoda; Varunidae. The transcript is spliced from 6 exons. Bases 1 to 2178 code for a protein of 725 amino acids. The record is from RefSeq and is a predicted model, not a curated record.